This is a messenger RNA of Zasmidium cellare ATCC 36951, 3879 nucleotides long. RefSeq lists its product as uncharacterized. The record is from RefSeq and is a predicted model, not a curated record. Lineage: Eukaryota; Fungi; Ascomycota; Dothideomycetes; Mycosphaerellales; Mycosphaerellaceae. Bases 1 to 3879 code for a protein of 1292 amino acids. The transcript is spliced from 2 exons.
AUGCGGGUCGACGUGUUGGCUGUCGCUCUUUCGGCGUGGUUCUUUGGUGGAUCGAAGGCUGAUCCUGUUGUCCGGUCGUUUCCUCUUUAUGCCAACCAUACUACGAACAGUUCGACGCUCUCGAGUACUUCAAAUUCGAUUACGUCCUCCACGCUCGUUGAAGAGACGACAACGCGUUCGUCUUCGUCAGAUGCGACACUUUCGACAGGCUUCAAUUCCACCACACCCUCUAGUACCAUAGCGAGCGCCUCGAACUCGCUUUUACAUGAUAUAUCAGAGCCGAGUAGCACUGGUAACAUCGCGCACAAUGAGUCUAUAUCGACGACCGCGGAGACUUCGCUGCACGCUACGGCGAAUUCGAGUAGUUCCGACAGCAUCGCGCACAACGAAACUGUUUCCUCGACCGCUGGAUAUUCAUCGCAUGCUACGGCGAACUUGAGUACCAGCGCUACGAGAGGACUAGGCGCGUUCAUUGCUGCUGGAUUGGGCAUUUCCUCCUCGUCCAGCUCGCCAUUGACGACCUCUGCCACCACAUCGAAUACUUCGACCGUUAGCAUACCUCCAGUCAAUUCGUCGACAACACGGCUGUUCCACUCAGGCGCGAUCUUGGCUGCAUCCAACGCGACUGUGCACUCCACAGGAUACACGAUCCACGCGACAGGCACAGGUUCACUUGGACCACUUCCAACUCUCCACAACUCCACGCACCAUCGCAACAGCACGAACGACACCUGCUGGGCGGAAUGGAACAGCUAUUGGGACCUUGUGAGACCUACCGUGUCGACGGACGUGGAAACAACAUACACCUACACUGUCACUUCCUACAUUGAAAUCCCCCUUUCGAGUACGUCUUACACAACGUUCAUUGGGACCGAUUUCGCCGGUACAUACAUCAGAGACACGUAUACAGUGACAGAGCCAAUCACCGAGAUCGAUACAUGGUCUGUUUUUGGGCCUACCACAUACACAGACUUGGUUCCAACUAGUGUUGGACAGAAUCCACAUGCCACGACGCCUGCAUGUGUGCUGCCUUCAUCAGUCUCCGGCUGCCAAUCUUCCUGGGACUUUUGGGCCUCUCAUCAGUACGUAGAACCAACUUAUUACGACGCUGUUCCGUCUUCUUGUUUCUGGUACAACACAUCACUACCUCCCGGACCUUCGGCAACAUGUGAUUCCUUGAUGAGCAGUGCGGGAUCCGCAGAUGAAUCGUGGUACUCUAUCCAGAGUUCUAUAGCUCCGCUAUGUACGCAAGCAUCGAUCGGGGGCGAUGUCUGCGAGAACCUUAGAGAUGACUUUGCACCUUCGAACGGCGGAGGUGGCAUGUGGCAGACUACACCGAGUCCGUGGCCUGGAAGCCAGGUACUCGCUCCCAGCUGCACUGUUGGCUGUGGUCAAUGCCGUGUUACUGGAGGUACUGUACAGCUUCUCUACUGGCCACCAGCAACAGCAUCCCCUUCACCAGGACAGAUUGUGACAGCGACUGGCUUUGGGACUACGUUCACCAGCCCUACACUCUACAUUUCAUUCGACAGCCUCUACGCCUCCGAUUUCUGCAGCGCAAUCGGCACGACGAUUCAGAACACCAUCCUCCCAAUCACGAACUCAGCAACACUAUCCAGCAUCUACGGCUGGAACGCCGGUGGUUACUCCCUGCCCAGCGCAUCCUUCAACUUCACCGACCUAUACCAGACCCCAGUCGCACAAUCAAUAUGGGAAUCACAAGUCUGGUGCGCUUCCCUACGAUUCAUAUACGACAGCAACGUCCACAAAAACCGCAACUUCACAUGUCCGAGGGACGGCGAAUAUGAACCCCUCAUCGCACUACCAAACGAAGUCCGUGGUGCAGAGCCUGCCUGGGCGAGCUGUAUUGGAGCCUUGAAUGGCGCGUAUGAUCCUCCUCUGGCGCUUUCCGCUGCAACGGCGGAGGUUCUCCCGACUCGUCCUGGUGGUGGUCCUUCGCCGACGACGUCGCCUGCGCCGGGUUGGACGCCUACGCAGGGCCAGAGCCAUCCUACGAGUACCCCUGUCGGGCAGUCGGAUCAGCUACCUCCUGCGUCUUCUGAUCCGCCCAAGCAGAGUCCGGGCUCUUCGCCGACUGAGGGCGGUGAGCAGCCUCCUGCCUCGACGGGUGGUAUUGGGAAUCAGGAUCCGAGCAAUCAGAAUCAGAAUCGCUCUGGAGGGAGUGGUAGUCAGAAUUCGAACUCGAACUCGAAUGGUCAGAACUCGAACGGUCAGAACUCGAACGUUCAGAACUCGAACAGCCAAAACUCGAACAACCACAACUCGAACAACCAGAACUCGAACUCCAACUCGAACAACCAGGAUUCAAACUCCAACUCGAAUCAAAACUCCAACAGCCAAAACUCGAACAAUCAAAACUCUAACAACGACAACAACAAUGGUCAAAGUGGAGGCGGUCAAACCAGCGACAGCCAGAACACCAAUAGUCAAAACCAAGGAUCACCCAGCCAGAACGAUCAGAACAACGAACAAGCGGCUCCUGCAAACGCGCUGUCUGUAUUGGAGAGUGCAGUCGACUCGGCUUCCAACAACGCCAACACAGCGGUACCUCUUCCUAACUCUUCGCCAAAUAAUGGGGCCGGCUUGAAUUCAGACUCUUCGAAUCAAAGUGGCGGGUCAGUCAUCGUCGCUGGGAAUAAUGGUGAUUCUAUCACGGCCUCGCCUCAAGGCAGCUCUGCUGUUGUUGUCAAUCAGGGCGGCUCACAAGCGACGAUACAAGCUGGACAACAGACCGUGGUUGGCGGCCACACAAUCAGCGUCGGCUCUUCAGCGAACUCCAUUGUUGUGGAUGGCGCGACUAAGGCGUUUGGAGGAGGACAAGCAGGGGUGACGCCUGCGCCUGCUGCUGUUCUUGCUGCCAGUGGUCAGUCGUUCACGGCAUCCGCACAAGGUAGCAAUGUCGUCGUCGCUGUGGGUGGAAGCAGCAUAACUUUGGCUGAUGGCAGCGCAACGACCAUUGCUGGGCAAAGGGUUAGUGCGUUGCCUGAUGGAUCGGGGCUUGUUGUUGGAAGCCAGACUCUGGCGUUGCCACAAAAUGCUGUCGCCAGCUCAGGCUCUGGAGCUCCUGCCGUGUGGACCGACAAUGGGAAGACCUUCACGGCAACACCGAGCGGCAACUCGGUCAUCGUAGCUGAGGGCGGAUCGACAAUUACCCUCGCUGACGGCUCUGCAACGACAAUCGACGGCGAAGUCAUCAGUGCUCUUCCAUCCGGACAAGGCGUUGUUAUCAACGGAGCUUCGACUAUCAGCUUCGCCAGUGCGGCUUCUUCUGAAUCAGGUGCAGCCAUCACCUUCACCGAGCACGGCCAUGCAAUCACGGCAACACCAAUCCCAGGUGCUAUCGUAGUUUCAGACGGCAGCGGCACCAUCACUCUGAAAGACGGCUCAAGCACUGUCUUCGAUGGAGAGACCAUCAGCGCACUACCCUCAGGUCAAGGCCUCGUCGUCGACGGGAGUUCCACCAUGCUCUUCCCCACGGGAAGUUCUUCACGUCACGGAGAGGCCACAUUCACCGAGCACGGACAUACCAUCACAGCAAGUGAUAUCCCGGGUGGCGUGGUCCUGUGGGAUGGCAGCAGCUCCGUCACUGUCAAAGACGGCUCGAGUACGAUCUUCGAAGGCGAGACCAUCAGUGUGCCGAGCAAUGGGCAAACAGUCGUUGUCGAUGGGACCACGAGCGCGUUGGAUGGAGCAACGACAGCGACUACAGCAGGUGCGAACAAGAAUGAUCCAGGCUCGGCGAUUGGAACGUUGCCAGCGGAUCGACCUACGCCUGCUAAUGGGUCUGAUGGCCAAAGAAUAGGGGCAUCUUUGCUGCUGGGCUUAGUUGGCCUUUGUGUUGUGUUUUCGUUCGUGUAG